Parus major (Great Tit) is the source of this 3562-nucleotide messenger RNA. RefSeq names its product solute carrier family 2, facilitated glucose transporter member 9-like. The record is from RefSeq and is a predicted model, not a curated record. The transcript has 13 exons. Gene Ontology annotation, molecular function: hexose transmembrane transporter activity. Gene Ontology annotation, cellular component: membrane. Gene Ontology annotation, biological process: monosaccharide transmembrane transport. NCBI's taxonomy places the organism in Eukaryota, Metazoa, Chordata, Aves, Passeriformes, Paridae. Bases 1 to 1920 code for a protein of 639 amino acids.
AUGGGGCACAUCUACCCCACGGUGGGAGAGAGGCCGGAGGUGUUCGGGGUGUUGGGUGAUGUGUGGCCGCCCCUUGGCCUCGGGGAUGGCGCGGUGAUGUUGCCCCACUUACGGUUCCCGGGGUCACUCCCGUCUAGAGGGGACAUGCGAGAGCUCUCAGCGGUGACAGAGCAUCACGUCGGUGGCGCCUCCAAUGAGCCCCGGGGGCGCCCGGGCUGCCCUGCCCUGCCCUGCCUUCCUUCCCUCACCCCCUCCUUCUUCGAUCUAAAAAUGGGAGAGACCAGCCGGGCCACCGGACCGGGGCUGCCUUCCUCGCCCUCUCCUCCUCCUCCUCCCUCCCCUCUCUCCGCCUGCAGCCUCGCGCCGCCGCUCGGGAGCGGGACCCCGCGGCCCGGCGGGGACAUCACUGGGCGUCUCACCUUCCCCCUGCUGUCUGUCACCCUUCUGGUAUCCUUUGGCUCCUCCAUGCUCUAUGGCUACAACCUUGCUGUGGUGAACUCACCAGCAGAGCACAUAAAAGCUUUCUACAACGCCACAUGGUCCCAGCGGUACGGACACGGGCUGGCCCCCGGGCCCCUGACCCUCCUCUAUGCCCUGACUGUCUCCAUCUUCGCCCUGGGUGGGCUGGUGGGCUCCUUGCUGGUGGGGGUGCUGGUGGAGCGGUACGGCAGGAAUGGUGCUCUGAGCCGCAGUGCUCUCCUCGUCCUCCUGGCCGGCGGCUUCAUGGGCUUCAGCCGGGAGCUGGGAUCCCCCGAGAUGGUGAUCAUCGGCCGCUCCAUCACGGGGCUCCACUCAGGUAUCUGUCUUAGCGUGGUGCCCCUCUACCUGGGAGAAAUCGCUCCCAAGAACCUGCGGGGGUUCCUGGGCCUCAUGCCCAGCAUCUUCAUCUGCCUGGGGGUUUUCUCUGCCCAGGUCCUGGGCCUCCCAGAGCUGCUGGGCAAGGACAGAUUCUGGCCCCUUUUCCUGUCAGUGGUGGUUGUUCCUGCCUCCCUCCAGCUUCUGCUGCUGCACUGCUUCCCUGAGAGCCCUCGGUACCUGCUGAUAGAGAGAAACGACAUCUGUGGGGCCACCAAAGCACUGCACCGGUUUCUGGGGACCCCUGAUGUACAGGAUGUGAUCGAGGAGAUGAAGGAGGAGCAGCGGUCGCUCUCCUCCAUGGAGAUGGUGUCGGUCUGGCAGCUGCUGCGGGACAGCUCCGUGCGCUGGCAGACGCUCUCGGUGGUGGUGGUGAACGCCGGCAUGCAGCUCUCGGGGAUCGAUGCCAUCUGGUUUUACACCAACACCAUCUUCGAGAAUGCCGGGAUCCCCCUGUCCCAGAUCCCCUACACCACCAUGGGCACCGGUGCCAUCGAGGUCGUUGCUGGGCUGAUCGGGUGCUUCACCAUCGAGAGGGUGGGCCGGCGGCCCCUCAUCAUCACCGGCUUCUGUGCCAUGGGUGUCUGCUCGGCUGGCAUCACCAUCUCCCUGCUGCUGCAGGCUGCCCUGCCCUGGAUGCGCUACGUCAGCGUUGCCUGCGUGGUCGGCAUCAUCGCUGGCUUCUGCAUGGGACCAGCCGGUGUCCCCUUCCUGAUGACAGCUGAGCUCUUCAUGCAGUCACACCGCCCAGCUGCCUACAUUGUGGGGGGCUCUCUCAACUGGCUCUGCAACUUCACCGUCGGCUUCAUCUUCCCCUUCUUGCAGAUGUCAGCCGGUGCCUUUUGCUACCUGGUUUUCUGUGGUGUCUGCCUGCUGGUGGCCCUGUACGUCUACCUUGUCAUCCCUGAGACCAAGAACAAAACCUUCAUGGAGAUCAGCCACAUCUUUGCCACGCGCCGCUCUGUCCUCUCUGUCCCAGCCCAUCUCAUUGGGAUGAUGAAGCUCGAUGGCUAUGGGACUUUGGAGAGCAGCUCCCUGGAGGGCUCGGGCUCCAGCCUGCCCUGAUCUGAGUGGGCUGGGGGCAAUGGGGAUGGUGGAGGAGGCUUGGGGCUGGGGAAGGAUGUGGGGGCCAAUUUGUUCCAACCCAGUCAUCGCUGGGUCUCCCAGCACAUCUCUCCAUGGCACAGUCUGUGUCCACAAUGAGCCCCAUUGAUGCACCAAGGCUGCACUGUCUGCUGGGCAUGACCCCCAUGCUGGAAGAGAUGCCCCCACAGAGAAAAGGGAACCAUCCUGAGGCAAGGGUUCUCAUUGCUCCUGGAUGUGGGGCCUUGGCAAGACCUUCUGGCAUGAGCUGUUAAUAAAGAGCAUUGCCACCAGCGCCAUUGUUUGGCAAGUUUAGCCUGGAAUGGCAGCAAGCAGGUGUGUGCUGGGAUGAGCAGGUGCUUCUCCAGUACCAGGGAUGAGCAGAAUGGGAAGAGGGGCUUGUCCUCCUCCCCACUGUGACUGGCUGGAAAGGUCAAAGUCACCCCACAUUUUCUAGGAAGGGUGGUCAGGAUGGUUCCCAGGCUCUUGCCUCUCACCCCAAGUUGGUUGUGUAAAGCUGGAGGCUGCUGCAGAAGGGACACAGAGCAGCUCUGAGCUGGGGGUGACAGUCCAGCCACUGUGCCCCUCCACAGGCUGCUGGAAGCCUCAUGUGCUGGCCACACAGAGUGCUCCUGUGGGAACACUGCACACUCCCAAACUCUCUGGAGGACAGAGGGAUCCAGGUUAUACCCUCAUCCCCUUACUGCACCCCAUGAAUUGCUGUGACCCCAAGGUGCUCUCCAAGCACGACCUCUCCCAUGUCUCUGCUGUGAAUCCUGGGGGCUGUGUUGGAGGGAGAGGCUGUCCUGUGUCCCAGGACUCCUCCACAGCAGCUCCCACAGAUACCAUGGUAGACCAUGGGGUUCCCAGCCCCUCCAGGAGCUGUUUUUGCAGGGAAACUACCACAUUUUGUUCCAGUAAGAGAUAAGCCCAGGUGGUGGGGAGGGCUAUGUGGCCAAAACACUCUCAUGCCAACACCAACAUCAUUUUGUUGAAAAUAAUUUAGCCUCUUUUUUUUUUUUCUGGUUUCCCUCUCCAUGACAGGUCCACAGGUUGGUGUUUGGUGUUUGAGGUCUCUUAGUGAGGAGCCCACCCUUCCUGCAUCCCUUGUCAAAGCCUCAGGGUGCCUCUGGGUGCGUGUGGGUGCUGCACCUAUGGGGACAGGGACAGGGCCAUACUGGGUCCCCAGUGCCUGUCCUACCCCUUCCCUCCUCAGCCCCCAGCUCGGGGCUCUCCUGCAUCUUGAGCCGUUUAAAGGACAUCAGUCAAAGCAGGGUCACGGCUCCGCAGCAUCAGCCGCUUCCCACUCCGCCUCCCUCCCGACUCGGCUGCUCUCGGCAGCAGAACAGAGCGGUAAAUAUGUGCAGCAUUACAUAUGUAUAAUGGAGUGUAAAUAACCCCAAAAAGUGCAUUGUAAAUAGACUCCAAGUUUAUCCUUUAUUAAUGAGGCACUGAGUGCCCUGCUGUUUUAGAGCAGCGAGACUUUGAUAAUAUCAAAACCUAAAUUACACUUGUGUCUCUCAUUCCCAGCAAACGACAGCAUCAUUUCAGGCCUCUUUGCCACUUGUAUUUAUUUAUUCUGGUAUUUAUCUAUCUCUCCCACCCAGCAUGUGGGGCAGCUUGG